Molecule: messenger RNA, 2802 nt
Organism: Musa acuminata AAA Group (dessert banana)
Lineage: Eukaryota; Viridiplantae; Streptophyta; Magnoliopsida; Zingiberales; Musaceae
Product: serine/threonine-protein kinase STY17-like
Exons: 15
Coding region: 201-1769 (522 amino acids)
Biological process (GO): protein phosphorylation; signal transduction
Cellular component (GO): cytoplasm
Molecular function (GO): protein kinase activity; ATP binding
Source: RefSeq, a predicted model, not a curated record
CCAAAAGACCAUUCUGCUCUUACAUCUUCGCCUUAUUUCUUCUCGUAACCCUUCGCCGGAUACCGUAAGGUCCUUCUCGCUUGUUCCCCCCGCGGUUACUCUCGCCCUCGAAACCCUAGCUGCGGUCUCGCUUCGAGCUUGCUCGCGACGGAUGGCGACCGGGCGGCGCUUUUGAAUCGUAUCGAGGGGAGGAGCAGGGAAUGGACGGCGGAGCGGCCGAGCCGAUCGAGGAGGUCGGGGAGAGCUCGUCGCCUUCGAGGGGGGCCGGAGCUCAGGCGGCGUAUGACAUCAAGAACGAAAUCUACGAGAGGCUUGUAGCGAGCGGGUACGAGGAGGCGCGGUCGAAUCCCUACUUCAAGGAGCACUUCGAUGCCCAUUUCAACCGGUUGCCGGCUAGCUACAAGCUGGAUUUGGAUGUUGAAAGAGCAGAAGAUGUUCUGAUACAUAAAAAAAUUCUGGAAGAAGCCAAGGACCCAGACAAGCGGCCAGUUUUCCAUGUUCGUUUCCUGAAGCUAGAGGAACAGAAUUUGGACAUGAUAAUGGACAGUGACGACACUGAAGACGAAUCUGAGUUUGGAGAUGCUCUUUCCGCAAGGCGUGAUGUUACAUGUGUCGUGGUUCAUGAAAUUAUCUUUUCCACAAUCGACAAACCAAAGCUACUUAGUGAGCUUUCCACAUUGCUGUCUGAAAUUGGACUCAAUAUCCGGGAGGCUCAUGUCUUUUCAACAACAGAUGGAUAUUCUUUGGAUGUAUUUGUUGUUGAUGGAUGGUCUGAAGAGCAAACAGAUGAUUUGCACAAGGAGAUUGAGACAGCACUUAAUAGAAAUGAGGGUUCCUGGUCAGAUUCAUCUCAUUCUUCAGAUACAGAGAGGAUGCUUGCUGUGCAGUUGAAAGCUGAUGAGUGGGAAAUUGACAGAAGAUUGUUGAAAAUGGGAGAGAAAAUUACAUCUGGAUCCUGUGGAGAACUGUACCAUGGCAGCUACUUGGAUCAGGAUGUUGCGAUUAAAGCUAUUAGAUCUGAUCAUUUAAAUGAACCUCUUCUCCUAGAGUUCCAUCAGGAAGUGUCCAUUUUAAAGAAAAUCCAACAUGAAAAUGUUGUUCGUUUUAUUGGUGCAUGCACAAAGCCCUCACAGUUUUGCAUAGUAACAGAGUACAUGCAUGGAGGAAACCUGUAUGACUAUUUGCAUAAGCAUCAUAACAUCCUUGAGCUCUCUAUGUUGCUGAGGUUUGCGAUUGAUGUUUGCAAGGGAAUGGACUAUUUACAUCAAAAUGACAUUAUUCAUAGAGAUCUAAAGACAGCCAACCUCCUUAUGGAUAGCAAUCUUGUUGUGAAAGUGGCAGACUUUGGUGUUGCUCGAAUUCUGAAUCAAGGAGGAAUUAUGACAGCAGAAACUGGAACAUAUAGAUGGAUGGCACCUGAGGUCAUAAAUCAUCAACCAUAUGAUCAGAAAGCAGAUGUAUUCAGUUUUGCGAUUGUGCUCUGGGAGCUCGCAACAUCAAAGAUCCCAUAUGAGUCCAUGUCGCCUCUGCAAGCUGCCCUAGGAGUGAGGCAGGGGCUUCGUCCUGUGCUUCCCCAGAAAACACAUCCUACAUUGCUGGACUUGAUGCAGAGAUGCUGGGAGGCAAAUCCUGCUAAACGGCCUACAUUCUCAGAAAUUACUGUUGAACUCGAGGAACUUCUCCGACAGGUUCAGGAACCUAGAGCAAUCAAACACUCAGGAAAACAUGCCUCAAAAGGAUCUGAGCAACAAGUCUUCCUGGAAAAUUGAUGGUACUGACAACAAUUAAUGGGUCCAUAGCCACAGAAAUCGGUUCUGUAGAAUGAUUCAGUAGUAACUCUCUUUGAACAUCUUGCCUUUGCUUUGUUGACAUUCUAGGUUUGUAUUGGAAAGGCAGGUCAAGCCUUAAUUUAUGUCCUUUUAGUUAACAGAUGCUGUUGGCCACCGUGGAUAUUCCUCUACAUCUCCAUCUGAACCAAGAGGUAAUUAAUCCAUGGAGCAACAAGGGCAAAGGCUGUGUUCCUUUUGUAGAGGAUUGUAAAUGGGUGGUUCAGCCACCCAAUUUAUGUGAUUUGCACUAACAGAACUGCCGUGGUCACGGUUAGGGAUUCGGUCUUCGUUUUGUUUCGAGAAGGCCAAAGUAAUCUUGCAUUGUCAAUGUUCUAUUGUUCUGUUUUAACAGGCGGUCUACUUUGGCCUUUCAUUUUAAGCACUGGUGGAUAGUCCAACAAUGAGGAAAGAUGUACUUUCCCGGAAAAUUCAGGUGCGCACUAAAAUUAACGCCGGCGUGAGGCUGCUCUCCUGUCCGUCAGAAGCGGAGCAAAGUGGUCACACAAAUGCUUGCCUGGGUGUUUAUGAUCUUGACUCGGAUUGUAUGGGUUGAUUAUAGAAGGCUUGCAUGGAGAUCUUUUACACACUGCUAAAGCCGACGGCAGUUACGAACUCUCGUGCUACUUCAGCCAACGGAGCAGAGGUAUCGAUCAAUGUUGGUCCUAACUGGCUCAGGUCCUAACGACUACUGAUGAAGGUCAGAAUGCUGUCUACCGGUCUCUCUCCACCGGGCAGAAGAUUCAACCUCCCUUAUUUGGUAGAUCUCCAACAAAGGGUUGGUGAAGGUGGCAGGGUGAUUUGAGAAGGUCAAUUCCUAGUUGUAUUAAGAAUUCGAUGUUUAUUUCUCCUAGGCAAAGGGAAUGGAAAUUUCUGUACUCGAGAAGGUCAACUUUUGGUUGUUGCCGGUCCGAGAGAGUAUAUAUAUGUGACAUUAGAGUGUGAUUUCUAUACAGUAAGUACUAUUCGGGUUUCA